This is a messenger RNA of Amorphotheca resinae ATCC 22711, 1186 nucleotides long. RefSeq lists its product as hypothetical. The record is from RefSeq and is a predicted model, not a curated record. NCBI's taxonomy places the organism in Eukaryota, Fungi, Ascomycota, Leotiomycetes, Helotiales, Amorphothecaceae. The transcript has 5 exons. Bases 70 to 1041 code for a protein of 323 amino acids.
CGAGCUCAUUCUUUUUCCAAACUUCGAGUUCAUUACCUAAGUCGGUUCUUAUCAGAACUUACCUUUAGAAUGGCCACAAGAACCCUAGAGACCGUAUGCUCGUUUACAAGACGGAAUGUGCAUCUCUUUAGAGAUGACGGGCGCAUAAUCGGCGGUACUUUUCAGAAUGGAAGCAUUACUAAUGACAACUUUUAUUUUAUGUGUUCGAUCUUCCUACAAUUCGAUGACCCUUCCUCGCAAUGGGCAAUUUUCACGCUUGGAGAGAACGGACAGACAGGCAACAGAAUCCAGCGAUCUAACCAACAGCUCCAGGAGGGGUUCUAUAUUAUUCUUCGCGAUAAGUCGGGCGGCACGGUGAGCACCAGCAGGCUAUCGAACCAGGAAAAGCACUUUCGAGAUUCGCUGAGAGAGCGUGACGAAGGCUGCGUCAUUACGGGAUACAAAAUGGUUGAAUUUACAGGACUUCACGCGGCACAUAUCUUUCCUGUUGCAAGGCAAGCCAUGUGGAACUCGAAUAGCUAUACUACAUGGAUCUCGGAUACCUCACCGGCGACCGCGAUCUCUAGCAACAAAAUCUAUUCGCCGCAGAAUGGCUUGUUGCUUCAGGCAUCUAUUCACGGCCUGUUUGACACAUACAGAGUGGCCAUAAACCCACAUGACAACUACAAAGUGACGUGCUUUAUAAGGGACGAAACAAUGCUCAACCUUGAUGGCAGGUUUCUCGCCAACAGUGCAACCCAUCCCAGCAACUCUAAUCAUCGCAUCAGCGAUGAAGCCCUGCUCUGGCACUUCGAACAAGCUGUCCUCAAGAAUGUGCGAGCAGCAGGCGAACAAUGGCCGGAUUGGGAAUAUGACCUCGGAGAACGUGGGGACAUCAUCACUGAGAUUUCCCAGGGCCCGAACCCAGAGGAGCGCAUGGAGCUUGAGCUGUUUACACGGCUCGCAUCCCACGAGGUUAGCAUCGCAAGCUGUUUUCUGUACCCUGCUAACCGUCUCAUCAACUACUUGGUAAUAGUAAUUUCUUGUUUCUUGUUCUACUAGAUACCCUAUAUGUAUUUGCUGUAGAGUAGUCGUCAGGGAUAGGCGCGAGUCGAGAGAGGGAGGUAGAGAGUGUAUCGAAUUCGCGAGAGGUUGUCAAAAAAGAAGUUUCUGUCAUGAAUUCUUAUUAACAACCCCUACACCCGCC